Messenger RNA from Uncinocarpus reesii 1704, 732 nucleotides. RefSeq lists its product as uncharacterized. The transcript has 5 exons. The record is from RefSeq and is a predicted model, not a curated record. Lineage: Eukaryota; Fungi; Ascomycota; Eurotiomycetes; Onygenales; Onygenaceae. The coding region runs from base 1 to 732 and encodes 243 amino acids.
AUGGCAGCAAAAGCCGUUGCAGUCAUCGCUGGGGUCGGGCCCGGGACGGGCGCCUCGAUUGCUCGGCGUUUUGCAAAAUCAUAUGCCGUGGCAUUGCUCGCUCGCAAUCCGGAUAAUUACCAACCGAUCGUCCGGGAAAUCUCUUCGAGCGGCGGGCACGCGGUUGGAAUCAGCACCGAUGUAACAGACGAAAAGAGCGUCAAGGGCGCCUUUACCGAGAUUACAAAGACCUUCCCCGGUGCUCCGCUGGCGGCUGCGAUAUACAACGUCGGCGGUGGAUUAGUGAGGAAGCCAUUUCUAGAACUCUCAGGACAGGAAUUUGAAGCUGGGUUUGCGAGUAACGGACUGGGAGCAUUCCAUUUUUCGCAAGCAGCUAUCCCUUUACUUUUGAAAGGCUUGAAUUUAGAGUAUCCUCCCACUCUUAUUUUCACCGGCGCAACUGCAAGCCUGAAGGGUUCGGCGCGACUGGCGCCUUUUACGACUGGAAAGUUCGCGCUCCGUGCACUUUCCCAGUCGCUGGCUAGGGAGUUUGGUCCGCAGGGAAUACAUGUCAGCCAUGUUAUCGUUGAUGGGAUCAUUGAUAUCGAGCGGACGAAACAGAUCCACUUUGAUGCGCCAGAUGCAAAGCUAGAUCCAAAUUCGAUUGCCGAUACAUAUUGGUAUCUACACUCGCAACCGCGAACGACAUUUACACAGGAGAUUGAUCUUCGGCCGUAUGUGGAGAAGUGGUGA